AAACACGCUCCUCGAAUGACUACUUCAAACCUGGGAGAAACUAAACCUUUUUAAAUUUGAUUGCGAUCUGUGAUUGGUCCUCGAACCCACAAACUAACAUUGCCUUCCAUUCUCAAUCUCAUCCUCCAAAAAUGUCCUCCAUCAACCUUACUAGUACACGUACUUGUACUAGUACUACUUGGCUGUUAUUUAUCCACUUUGUGCUGUAUCUUCCUCUGUUACAUGCACUUCACUUCAACUAUCCCGAUUUCAAAGACGUCAAUGGGAUAGUCACUUCCGGGCAGGCCAACGUCACAGAAGGAAUUCUAAGGCUCACAAAUGGUUCACCAAUUACCACUGUUGGUAGAGCAGUGUAUGAUAAACAAGUACGUCUUUGGGACAAUUCCACUGGGAAGGUUACAGAUUUCACCACCAGUUUUGAUUUCAGCAUUAAGAAAAUGGGAAAUGAUUCGAUUGGUGCAGAUGGGUUUGCUUUCUUCCUCGCUAAAAAUGGAUCCCAAUCGCCUGACAGGUCACAUGGAGGCUGCUUCGGACUCAUUUCCAAUUGUACCUAUAAUUCGGCAGAUGGGCUGGUGGCUGUUGAGUUCGACACUUUCAGAAACACCGUUGAUCUAGGAAGCAAUCAUUUCGCGAUCGACGUCAACUCCAUCUAUUCUGUUAAAACCAGGGAAAUGACCAGACCUUUGAACGAUGGAUCGAAGAUUCAUGUGGCGAUCAAUUACGCUUAUUCAACCAACAAUUUCAGUGUCACUUUAUCCUUCCUUGGAAGCUCAUCCUCAAAUGAUCAUGGAAGUUUUAACAUUUGGACUUUGAUCGAUAUACCAAGAGUCAUGCCCGAAUAUGCCACUGUCGGAUUCGCUGCUGGAACUGGCACUUACACUCAGAAACAUGAAGUUCUUUCAUGGGAAUUCAAUUCAACUGAGUCUCCUGCAGGAGAACGGGAGAUCAAUUCAACAGGGUGGUCCCCUGCAGGAAAUAACGAGCAAGGCAGAAUGAAUAAUGUUGCAGUGGUGGUUGGUCCUGUAGUUGGUGGAGUUUUUAUAAUUGUUGUAAUUGGUCUGUUCUAUUGGAGGAGAGCUCAAGGGGUGGUUGAAUUUGAAGAUCAAGAAGGAACCUCGGGAUUCGAAAAUGCUAUGAACCGGGAAUUCGAUCACAACACAGGUCCUAGGAGGUAUUCCUACAGUGAAAUGGUCAGGGCCACUAAUAACUUUGCUAAACAAGGUCUGCUUGGAGAAGGGGGAUUCGGAGAGGUUUACAAAGGCUUCCUAAGCCAACUGAAUAUGACGAUUGCAGUUAAAAGAGUGUCGAAACGGUCCAAACAGGGAAGAAAGGAGUACAUAUCCGAGGUGAAAAUAAUCAGCGGAUUGAGACACAGAAAUUUAGUGAAGCUGAUGGGUUGGUGCCAUGAGAAGGGAGAGCUCCUUCUCAUCUAUGAGUUCAUGCCUAAUGGCAGUCUCGAUUCUCACCUGUUUCGAGAGAAGACCAUGCUCAAAUGGGCAGUCAGGUAUAAGAUGGCCCUUGGCCUUGCCUCGGCAUUGCUAUACCUGCAUGAAGAGUCGGACCAAAGUGUGAUUCACAGGGACAUAAAAUCGAGCAAUAUAAUGUUGGACUCGGAUUUCAACACGAAACUAGGGGAUUUUGGUCUGGCAAGGUUGAUGGAUGAAGACGCAGUCGCCAAGACAACAGCGUUGGCAGGGACAUUCGGGUAUAUGGCGCCGGAAUAUAUAAGUAAGGGCAAGGCAAGUAAAGCAUCCGAUGUGUAUAGCUUUGGGGUGGUGGCUUUGGAGAUAGCAUGUGGAAGAAAAUCAAUUGAAAGUAACAGUGAUGCUUCACUGGCAGCUUGGGUGUGGGAGAUGUAUGGAGAGGAUAGAGUGGUUGAUGUGGUGGACAAGAGAUUGGGUAUGGAGUUUGAAGCAAAAGAGUUGGAAUGUUUGGUGAAUGUUGGGCUUUGGUGCGCACACCCUGAUCAUACUCUCAGACCAUCCAUUAGGCAGGCCUUACAGGUUCUGCAAUUUGAGGCACAUUUUCCUGAUCUUCCCAAAAGCAUGCCUCCUCCAAACUACAAUUUAGGCAGCUUGGAAGAGGAACCUCCUGUGCCCUCCUCUGCAGCUGCACAUAAUUCAUUGUCUUUUACUUCUAUUAAUGUUGGUCGUUAAAUGAUGAACUUGUUUAUCAUGUAUUUGUUAAUUCCAUACCAAUUUCAAAGGCUGUCAAUUUCCAUUC
Ziziphus jujuba (common jujube) is the source of this 2223-nucleotide messenger RNA. Its product is annotated as L-type lectin-domain containing receptor kinase IX.1. Gene Ontology annotation, molecular function: ATP binding; carbohydrate binding; protein kinase activity. NCBI's taxonomy places the organism in Eukaryota, Viridiplantae, Streptophyta, Magnoliopsida, Rosales, Rhamnaceae. The record is from RefSeq and is a predicted model, not a curated record. Gene Ontology annotation, cellular component: plasma membrane. Gene Ontology annotation, biological process: protein phosphorylation. The coding region runs from base 132 to 2156 and encodes 674 amino acids. The transcript has a single exon.